Helianthus annuus (common sunflower) is the source of this 928-nucleotide messenger RNA. RefSeq lists its product as uncharacterized. Gene Ontology annotation, molecular function: nucleic acid binding; zinc ion binding. The record is from RefSeq and is a predicted model, not a curated record. Bases 4 to 834 code for a protein of 276 amino acids. The transcript has 3 exons. NCBI's taxonomy places the organism in Eukaryota, Viridiplantae, Streptophyta, Magnoliopsida, Asterales, Asteraceae.
CUCAUGCGAAGGGCUAAAGAUUGGUGGGACUCGUAUAGUAAGGAGAUUGGAGAAAAUCGAGUUCAAACCUUGACUUGGCAAGAAUUCAAACAGCCUUUUAUCAAGUACCAUUGUCCACAAUCGGCUGUGGAUCGAAUUCAAGAAGAUUUUCUCCGGUUGCGACAAAGGGAUGAAUCAGUUAACGAAAUCACGAACACUUUCCUCGAUCAACUGAAGUUUUGUGAAGAAAUAGUUGGAACAGAAAGGAAGAAGAUUAUUCGUUAUCAUGGCAUGCUCAAAGCUGAAAUACGGGAGUUCAUAACUCCUUCAAAAUGUGAAACGUUGGACGAGAUCAUUGAUUUAGCAAGGGAUAGAGAAAUCGAGAUAAAGAGGCAAGAUGAACGUGGGGAGAAAAGGCAAGCCGAGAAGGGGUCAACUCAAGGCUCAUCUAAGAAACCCAAAACGCAAGAUCAAGGAAAGAAGGAAGCUUCCAAAGGCGGGUUCCCACGAUGCAAAACAUGUGGAAAACCCCAUUCCGGUGAGUGCUUAUUGGGAAGGAAGGGGUGUUACAAUUGCGGGCAAGAAGGACAUCCGUACUAUAACUGUCCGAAUCCCAAAAGGGUGUGCUACAAUUGUAAUGAAUCGGGCCAUGUGAAAGCCGAUUGCCCAAAGCUCAAACAAGGGCCGAAGAAAGAAGGAAAGAAAGAAGAAACCGCGAAAGCGAAAGGAAGAAUGUUUCAAAUCUCCGCGGAAGAAGCAAGAGCUCACCCGAAUGUGGUCUCAGGAAUAAAAGAAGAAAGUUCAAGUCAAUCCGGGUCGCAAGCGAAGGACGGUAAAGGUAAAGCAACUUGCUAAAUGGCGUCGCUUGGAUCGAACACCCUCAUGAUGCACGCUUCCGCAAGGAUAUUAGCUUCGGUUAAAACCUUUGUUAAAUGUACUUUUUGGUAAA